Messenger RNA from Chara braunii, 4155 nucleotides. The record is from the annotation of a GenBank genome assembly. Lineage: Eukaryota; Viridiplantae; Streptophyta; Charophyceae; Charales; Characeae.
AGUGGGUCUACGAAGGCGAAUACAAUUUCAAGUUUACGUUGCGGAAGCAUUACAGAAGUGAUGAUUUCGUCGGCGACAUCGCAAAAGGAUGCAAGGUUGUCGGGAGGAUGUUCGGCGGGUACGGCCAGCGUGCGAUGUCUUUGUCCUCCUUUGUCCCGCUAUCGCCGGGGCACGACGAAGACGUUCACGUGACAGACUUCCUCGAGGUUUGGGCGAGAUCACGUACCUCUGUCCGUGCCGUGGAUGUCGGACCUGGGACAUCGAUCAGUGGUCCGAUUGGGUUCGCGGGAGGAGAGUGCUCUGAAAGGAGGAUGGGAGGUCAGGGUGGCCUGCCAGCUACGCCUCCUGAUCAAGAGGUGGGCAUGUCAGACGACUUGGAGGACGACCAUCCGCGUGCUCCUUUGAAACCGGGCUUGCAGGGAUCUCGCCGCCAAGGUUUGUUUGGGGAGUCGACGCCACGUGGAGGCGGCGAUGGCGAACGGUUGCAACAGGGCUCAGAAUCGACGACUCCUCGUCGUCUGGUCGAAAGGAUCGGUGCGUUCGUUCGUGGCAUGCAGGUGGCCGAGGUUUCUCCUGGCGAUCACACGGGUGGUUCGCAGGUUCGAGAAGUGUGUGGGUCAGAUGAGACAACUCGUCGGGCCCGACCUGCGCCUGCGCAGCUGCAGAUGGAAUUGAGCCAGGAACGAGAAGCAAGUGGGAACGUCGCUGACUGGGAAGACGCGUACAACCACCGAUCCUUAUACGAGUUCCUCGUUGAUACCAUCGCGUCGGUUAUGAUCGACUGCUAUGAACGUAAAGACAUGAGAUACACGAAGCCCAUUUUCGUUCUCACUCUGAUCGUCGCGCCUCCUGAGAGGGGUGAGCCUGCUGUGCGCGUGCUACCUGGUGAUUUCGACAGCUCACAGCCGGAGAAAUAUUGGUAUUAUCCUGUGUGUGGACAGCAUAACGCGAGGGCAGCGAUGAAGGUGAAAGACCAUCCCGUGUUUGAGUACUACAACUUAUGUAAAUGGCCGUUCAGACCGAUCUACUUCCCUGAUGACGAGUUAGACGGCUACGCCCAUGUCAGCUGCGAAGACAACAUGAAAGACAAGAAGAAUCCACCGCGCUUGCAGGUUUUGUCUAUGCAGAACAUUCGCAAUAUCUGGAAAAUUAAGGGCAAACCGCGUGUGGUGCUCGACAAUGCGUCGAAGAAAAAGGACGAGGUGCGAAAGUGGGUGCAGCUCAUGGCGUUGGCUAUGAAGAAGACACCAUACACGCCUUUGUGGAACCUGUCAACGAAAGAAAAGAAAAGAAAGGAAUGGGCUGAGAAACUUCGAUACUACCUCCCGCUGGCCAUGGCAGAUGACUCCGUCUUUGCUUUGGGGGAGAAGUUCUAUGAAGAGUGGUCGAACGGGAAACUCCUUGCUUCUGACGGUCGGCGUUGGACUGAAAAGCCGGCCACCCAUGAGGAGGUGUCCAAGCCAGGACUCUCCACUGUGAUUGACAGCCAGGGGCUGAAGAAACAUGUCUGGUACGUGAAGGUGGACGACCCGUUGUUGAAAAAGGGCAAGGGGAAGCCAAAGAAAGGCACGGAGGAGAAAACUUACUACGUCCAAGUUCCUGAGUUGGAUGUCCACUGCUGGAAGGAAUUGGUGGACUUGACGGACCGCGAGAAGAAAAGGUCGUUGAACGGCAUCUUGAACCUUAACGUCGUGUGGGUUCAAACGAGUAGCAAGAAGUUGGCCGAGCAGGGGAAGUUCAGUGUCAAGAAGAUGGUCGACAUAAUAAAAAUGGACCGGAUUAUGCUGAGGCUGUGGCACUACGUGGAGUUCGAGUACGAGGAAAUGGAUAAGCGGGAGUGGAAUGCCAACUUCACGUUCUUCAGGUCCAAGAAACAACUGUUGGAAGAGCAACAAGCUUUGGAACGAGAGCAGGAAAUUUUUCACGGACACCGCGGAGCUGUUGCCGAAGACAACGCCGCCGCUCUCCGGAGGAAACAGAAAGUGACACCCACGGAUGUGGAGGAGAAGUCUUUCAAGUCCUUGACUUUCGCGGACAUCGGAAACCUCACCCAGAGGGGGGAUCUGUACAAGGAUGGCGAGCGGAAUCCGAAUCAGUUAUGCAAUCAGCUUCUUUUCUUCUAUGGUGUGGCGGAUGUCGUGUUAUUCUUGGGCAAGCCGCAUGCGCAGGUGGUGUGGAGUCUGCUUCACCAGGGAAGGCACGUCUUGGUCGUGGAUGGGGACACAACGCAACUCGAAUACACCGUGCAGUAUGUCACCCAUGAAGUGUCGUCCAAGGCUUACCCAUGCGAUUUCCCCCAUGUUGUGGUCGAGCCCGUUUAUGACCCGAAUAAGGACAUGUUCUUCAAGUUGACUCCGAAGAAAAGGCGUCAGGUCUACUCCUUCCUUUACGGCGAACAACCAAGGUUGAGAUUUGAGCCGCAGUACGUGGUGCGGAAGGAAGUCGCCAUUGCGGUCCUCCAGGGCUACCACGGAGCGAGAGUUGUGAAGCGCAAGUCUCGCGGAAAGGACGACGAAGGGGAUGGUGAAGGCGGCGGGCAACGAGGUACCGGAGGUAGAAGUGAACAGCGGUCGACGAAACAGUGGUCUCCGGGGCACGCGGGCGGCGGAAAGGGGAAAAAGGGUAGCCGAGAGAAGAAAAAGCCUCGCAGCGUAGAGAAGACAAAGCAUCACACAGGAGACGAGCAGGGUUCCGAUGUCGACCGCGACGAGGACGGUGGGGUUUUGGCGGUAACAGGCAGCACCUCAAUGGAGACGGGGAACGCCUUCAGGCCUGGGUGGGUUGCGCGGCCUUUCGAGCAGGACCCUGUGAUUAGCUCCACCAGCGCAAUACAGUUUACCGAUGUGGUUGGCGGGACAGUUAUUGCAAAGAAUGGAACCUUCUUCGCUCAGCUCCAAAAACGGUUGGCGGAUUGUCUCGGAUCAAUCCGAAUCUCGGAGACGACAUUGUCGUCCGGAACUCAGUGCCUUCCGGGAAGCGAGACGACAACAUACCACGGAUCCGGCAGCGACAAGCUCGACCCAAGUUCAGUUUCGCCUCAAAAGGAAGUUCGGAUUAAUCCGAACCGGGAAGCUAGUACCGUCGAGAGAGCACAACAGUCUACGAAACUCGAACGGGUGGUCCGGGUUUUCGAAAACCCUGGCGGUGAAAUUCGGAUUCAUCUGAACCAGGAGGACGUGUCCGCCAUGACAGACAAUCGAUGUCAGGACGCCGUAAUGUUGUGCAUGGAAGUCCACAAGGAACUGCAGGCAGGUUGUCCGACUGAGGUUGAGUUAGCGACCAGUUUCAAUGUCGAGCCCCGCACAUUUGGUGUUGAAUGCCUAGUGACGGUACGCGCUGAGUUAGCUGUCUUAAGCGAUUCUCCGGUAAAAACGGACACGUCGUCAGCGUUGGAAACUGCGGGGGCUCGGAUGAAUCUGAACCAGGGCCCUGUGAGCAUGUCCCUCCCUGAUGCAGCUUUGGAGACGACCGUAAUUCGGAUUCAUCCGAGACACACGGACGAAGGACUUCAACUGGCAGGCGUUGAGGGUUGUCGACUUCUGACGACUUUGGACAAGGACGAUUCCGCCGACGACCGGAUUGAUCCGACACUCAGCGACGUCGGGUUGGAGCAACCAGUUCAGCCGGGAAACGACGACCCCGUGUACUCCGGCCUUCACGACGAGGUGAUGGGAGAGGGCGUUCUGAAGAAGUCCUCUGACGCUGUUGGAGAUAGAUUUCUCUAUUUGAGUGACGACGAUAAAGACACAGCGCACGAGGACAAGAAGUUAAGAGGGGGAGAGGUGUUGUUGGACAUCCAUGGGACCUUGAGCACAAUACAAUACGACACAGUGGCGAUGGAGAAAACCCGACCUGUCGAUGUUGUGGACGUCGACGCUCUUUGUCCGGAGACAAACACACUAAAAUUACCCGUCGCGGACGUGGUGGAUUUCCACCAUCGGGAUGGGGAUGAAUUUAUGCCGUCUGCGGUCAUCGACGCCGACAUCUCGAACCUGUCAAGUUUCCCUGUGGGUUUGGAGCACGUCGUCGCCGCGUCGACGCGCACGGGGGCGCCAAUCGUGCUGGGACUGCCGUCGGUGGACUCUAGUGACGUGGAAGCUAAGCCUGGUAAGCACUGACUUCCUCUGCUUGCUUCCCGCUUGUCAUCCCGUUCGU